ACCCACUACUCGGUUAUCGGUGCAUCACCCGUGGCUCGGUCGCUUAGACAACAAAUUUUGUAACUAACAAUAACACUCCCCUCCCCAACAAUUUGUCGCAAAUUGACGCUGAUUGGGCAUCGGCAAUAGCACAGAACAAUAAUAGUCCUUGUGGCGCUGUACUCGCAGGUGUUCAGUUUCAACGUGACAGUGUUCAGUGUUCACUGCUUUGAAUCUGUCGAUGCCGGUCACGAAUUCAAAGUUUUAAAUCACUAACGAGCUUCACUGAGAUCAGUAGGUGUCCGUUCUGCGUGGUCCUCCGAUUACCAAUCAUUCGUCAUUCAGUGAUUCUGGAUAAUCAUCCAGUCGUUAUCCCCCCGUUCCCGAUUUCGACAUCGUGAAAGAUUGAUUGUUUUGUUUUUGAAAUACUUCAGUUAUUAAUAUGAACAUUAACUUAUACACCUUUAUAUGUUAAAAUUACGUCUUGUAUCAACACAUUUCCUAAAACAACCAUAAAGCAUUAAAAUGUGCCGUGAUUGGGAUAUGGUUAUUUAAAUUGUAUACAUUUGAGUUAUAAAACUGUGUCAAGCUGUUGAAAUUACUGCAGUGGUUUGCAGGAAUUACCCAGAGUUUGAAUUGCAUGAAAAUGAAACUAACUUUGUGUUGUAAUGAUACACAUAUGCUUAGUAAGCAGGUUGAAACAAAGUUUGAGAUGUUAUUAGAAGAAUAUAAUUCAGAAAAAUUGAUUUUGAUUGGUAUGCCAUUGGAAAAAUUGCCAUUGAAUUGUGACGGGUUACCACUUAUUGUAGAAAAUAUAAAUGAUUAUAUAAUUGAUAAUGGGUUAUAUGAAGAAUACUUAUUUGAUGAAACAUAUUCUGCUAAUGGACGUAAAGCCAAUAUUAUUAGUGCUUAUGAAUUAGUAAGUGGUUCAAGAAAAAGCUGUAAAACAAUAGUGGAUUUUGAUGCAGUAGAUGUUGCAUCAGUAUUGGUUAUGUGGCUAUACUACUUACCAGAACCAUUGAUAUCUUCAAAACAAUUCUCAAUGAUUUGUGAUCUUAAUGUCAAUAAAAAGAAAAGUGAAAUAAUCAGUUCCAUGGACAAUUUAAACAGACUAACUUUACAAGGAAUAAUGAACAUUGUAGAUUCUUAUGAGAAGCAACACCCGUCAUAUAAGGAGAAACUUGGAAAUCUUUUUACACUGCUUUUAACCAAACAUGCUGAUAUUAUUAGCCAAAAUAAUUCAUCACAGUUCUUAAACAAUUUAAAGAUUGUUUUGAUGGAAGCAAAAAUGAAUAAUGACAAAUAUAAUAAUAUGUUCAAUAAAAAUUCUUUGGAAAUCAAAUCAAAUACCAAUCAAAAUUAUAAUGAUUUUCAUAAAAAUAAUCUAUGUAACAAGAAGAAUUCAUUUCGCAGGUCGUUGAGUGAUGAUGGAUUACAUAUGAAAGCUGAUGCGGAUGAUGUUGAUGAAACAGUGAAGAAAUGUUCAACUUUGAUUAAAUCAUGUAGCUGUAACCUGACUGAAUUCAUUUCAGAGGAGGAUAUUCAUUACAAUAAUACGUUUAAAAAUGAUUCAUCUUUUGAUAAGAACAAUUUAAAUACUAAACCAGUCGAUAAAUUAUCUGAUGAUAAUUCUUAUGAUAGUUCCAUUUGUGUAGUUAAUGAGAUAUAUAGUAGCCAAAUUGAUGAUAUGAGAAGUAUAGAAAGGACCAUGCAGAUUCAUUCCAGAAGUACCAUAAAAAGAACCAAAAAUAAAUCUAUUAAAAGUCAUGUAGAAAGAGUCUUGAAGUCAGGAUUUUUAUCAAAUGAAGAGAGUUUGUUAUUGAAAAACACAUUAGAACUUAUGAAAAUACUAUCAAAAAUUAAAAACGUUCAAAAUCAAAUUAACACUCAAAGGAGAUAUAGAGAGGAUGAAUUUAGUUGUGAAAAUGAAAAGACCUGCAAACGUUUAUCAGAAUUACAUUUUUUUAACAACCGCCUUGAACAAUUAGUCAAUCAAAAAAAUAUUUAUUUAAUGAAAACUGGAUUAUCAUAUGGUAGAUCAUACAACCGCACAGUUUUGAAUCUCAAGAAUGCCCAAAAAGAAGCUUUUAAGUUAUAUGAAAACGAAAAAAAUAACAAGAAUAAUCAAAACAAAAACUUUGAUAAAUUAAUUUCUGAUAUUUACAAUAUUCAAAUAGUUCUUGAUUAUUUGGAAAAUAAUUGUGGUGGUAAGGAAUUGCCAUGGAGGUCAAGUAAAGGUUGUCCAGGUCACAGAAAAAUGAAAAAAAAACAGUUGAACUGUGUAACUGUUGUAUCUGAUUUGCAAACAAUUGGUGAACAUGAAGUUAUGGAAAUCGUAGCCCAACCUUUAUUCAUAGCAGUGGAACAGUAACUUGUUUUAAUGGUAAAUUUAGUCGGCAAAGAAGUGUUAGGUCUUAAAUUUUUUUUUUUUUACUUAUAUAAUUCUUAAAAACUACAACUACAAAAUUAUUUUAUAAUUACUAUUAUUAUAAUCCUAACUAAAAUUACUAAUUAAUAAUAUUAUUUGAGACUUAUUUAUAACUGGUGCCUUUAAAUUAUUUAAUUAAUGUAUACUAAUUAGAACUUAAUAGUAAUUAAGAAUUACUAAUAUGUUAUAUAUAAACUUGCAAUAGUUUUGCCUUGCAUUUUUACUAUUUUUUGUACAAUCUAUUUAAUUAUGGUAUUAUAUUUUUCAUAUUUACUUAAAAAUAACUUAUAAGAUAUAUUUUUUUUAAAUGAAGGAAUUCUUUAAAUUUACAAUUAUAAUUAGCGGGGAAAAUGGUUUUAGUAAAAUCUAACCUAUUUUCAUUCAACCAUGUUGAUAUGUGAUUAUAAGAUUUUAUCAUUGAUUAAUGAUUAUGGAUUUUUAAAAAUAUAUUUGAUUGAUUUGUUGUCAAUAAUUAUUUGAGGCUUUCACUGGAGUAGUUAUCUACUCAUUGUUAAGUGGUAUUAAAUCAUUAAACUGCUUAAAAGUAUAAUUAAAUAAUAUUUAUAUAUUUUUGUAUUAACUAUUUUGAUUUUUGAUGGAUUAAAUUAUUUUAUUUAUAAAGUAAAGAAAAUUUAAAAUAGGUAGCUUUAAUUUGUCUGAUUCAAUUUAAUUGUUGUGAGCAUUUUAUUUUUGAUUAAUGAAAUAAAUCUUCAAGAAUGCUCUUUGAAUGAUUAUAUUGGCUGUAUUAGUGAUUUUAACUGAAUUAUAACAAAUAUAUCAAAAAAUAAUUAUAAAUGAUAUAAAAACCCCAAGAAUUAUAAGCAGUACUAAUAGCUUAUAAGUUUAAUGGUACCAGGCACAGAUCCAAGGGUAGUGGAUAUUGAUCUUUAGCCUCUCUUCUCCUUGUUUUAAAUUUUAUAUUACAUAUUUCUUUACAUGUUUAAUAAAUUGUUCAUACAUCUUACAUAUAUAUAUAUAUAUAUAUAAUUGUUAAUAUUGUUAUCAAAUUUAAUCUAUUAUGAUUUAUGUACUAAAAUAUUAUAAUUGUAUUUUUUUCAAAAAAAAACAGUACAUAAGUCCAUACAUAGUAUAAUAAAUUAUACGACAUUAAAAUAAAAAAAUAAUUUUAUUUAUUCUGCUAUGUAUAUACAAUCAAUUAUUAAUGAAGUUUAUUAUAAAUGUAUACAUUUUAAUAUUAACUUAAACUAUAUUUUUGAAUGAAUAUAAUAAUAUAUAUAUUAUAUGGAUUUUAGAUUUCAAACAAAGUUUUUGUAAAAUUAUUUAUUUUUCUCAUAUUAUCUAUAAUAUUAUUUAUUGUAACACAUAGUCUGAAUCUUAAUGUUGUAGCUCAACUUAAUUUUAGUUUUAUUGUAAAUCUAAUUGUUUUGAUUUUAAGAUGUAAGUACAAUCAUAUAGUUAGUUAAGUUCAUUGUUUAUUAAAGUGAUUAACUGGUAUAUAUUUCUAAGCGUUGAAUACUGUUUUAAAACUUUUUAUUUAAAAUAUUUUAAAUAUAGAUGUUUGAUGUUUAUAAAAGAA
Messenger RNA from Rhopalosiphum padi (bird cherry-oat aphid), 3944 nucleotides. RefSeq lists its product as uncharacterized. Gene Ontology annotation, biological process: signal transduction. Bases 620 to 2350 code for a protein of 576 amino acids. The record is from RefSeq and is a predicted model, not a curated record. Lineage: Eukaryota; Metazoa; Arthropoda; Insecta; Hemiptera; Aphididae. The transcript is spliced from 14 exons.